AUGGCCGACACGAACAUCAACCCGUCCGUCGGGGCCAUCGUGCACAGCGAUGUCCUCGUCAUCGGCGCCGGCUUCAGCGGCAUCUCCAUGCUGUACCGACUGCGCAAAGCCGGGUUCAACACCAAGGUCUUCGAGUCUGGCGGUGACUUCGGCGGCGUGUGGUACUGGAAUCGAUACCCCGGCGCGAGGGUCGACUCGGAGUGGCCCUACUACCAGCUGAACAUCCCGGAGGUGUACCGCGACUGGGAGUUCUCGGAGAAGUUCCCCGGCCACAAGGAGAUCCGGGCGUACUGCGCACACGUGGACAAGGUCCUGAACCUGCGCAAGGACGUGCAAUUCAACGCCCACGUCGUGGACGCGCGGUACAGCGCGGAAGAGGGCCAAUGGACGGUCAAGACGCAGCAGGGCCACAUCGCCAAGAGCAAGUACUUGGUCCUGUGCACGGGCCUGCUGCACCGGCGGCAUAUCCCGGACUUCCCAGGCCUGACGUCCUACAAGGGGGUGGUCCAUCACACGGGCUUCUGGCCCGAGGACAUGAGCGUCAAGGGCAAGAAGGUCGGCUUGAUCGGCGCGGGCGCCACGGCCGUGCAGGUCGUGCAGGAGCUGGCCAAGGAGGCGGAUCAGCUUACCGUCUUCAUGCGCCGGCCGAGUCUGUGCUUGCCGAUGGGCCAGCGGCCCGUGGGGUCCGACGAGCAGAAGGGGUGGAAGGCGUAUUUCCAGACGCUUUUCAAGGCAGGUCGCCAGUCGAGAGCCGGGUUCCCGGGUUCGGUUGAGGAGGUCGGUGUGUUCGACGUGUCUGAGGAAGAGAGGCUGCGACACCUCGAAGACAUUUGGGCGAGAGGCGGGUUCAACUACCUUAUGUGCAAUUACAACAACGUGGUCCUGGACAAGGAGGCCAACAAAGUGGUGUACGACUUCUGGGCCAACAAGAUCAGCCAGCGGAUCAAGGACCCGAAGAAGACGGAGCUCAUGGUCCCCAAGGAGGCGCCCUAUUACUUUGGCACGAAACGAAGCCCACUCGAGCAAGAUUACUACGAGAUGCUGGAUCGGCCGAACGUCGACAUUGUCAACUUGAACGAGACGCCCCUGAAGACCUUCAACGAGACUGGCAUGCUCUUGGAGGACGGCAAACAGCUAGACUUUGACGUCGUCGUCCUUGCCACGGGGUUUGAUUCGUUUUCUGGAUCGUUAACGCAAAUGGGCCUCAAGAACAGAGACGGCAUGGAUAUCAAAGACGUCUGGCGGGACGGCAUCCGCACAUACCUGGGCAUGACGUUCAAUGGGUUCCCCAACUGCUUUAUGGUGUACACUCCCCAUGCCCCGACCGCUCUGUCCAAUGGUCCUACCAUCAUCGAAGCACAGGCCGAUUUCAUCCUCGCGGCGAUUGAAAAGCUUGAAAAGGAGGGCGCGAAAAGUAUAGAGCCCAACAGAGAUGCCGAGGACGAGUGGGAUAACAUGAUCGACGCGAUGAACAAGCAUACGCUCUUCCCGUUUACGAAUUCGUGGUGGAACGGGGCCAACAUCCCGGGGAAGCGGAUCCAAAUCGUCACGCACCCGGGUGGUAUUCAGAUGUAUGAGGCCCAAUGCCGAGAGAAGCUGGACGGCUGGAAGGGCUUCACCGUCGAGCAUAAUAAGAACGGCGCGGCUGAAGAAAAUGGGGUUGCAAAGGAGAACGGCGUGGCCACGGAGAAUGGCAUAGCGGCCCACUGA
Messenger RNA from Cladophialophora yegresii CBS 114405, 1710 nucleotides. RefSeq lists its product as uncharacterized. Lineage: Eukaryota; Fungi; Ascomycota; Eurotiomycetes; Chaetothyriales; Herpotrichiellaceae. Gene Ontology annotation, molecular function: flavin adenine dinucleotide binding; NADP binding; N,N-dimethylaniline monooxygenase activity. The transcript is spliced from 3 exons. The record is from RefSeq and is a predicted model, not a curated record. The coding region runs from base 1 to 1710 and encodes 569 amino acids.